This is a messenger RNA of Cynara cardunculus var. scolymus (artichoke), 1422 nucleotides long. RefSeq names its product CWF19-like protein 2. The transcript is spliced from 5 exons. Gene Ontology annotation, biological process: mRNA splicing, via spliceosome. The coding region runs from base 51 to 1394 and encodes 447 amino acids. The record is from RefSeq and is a predicted model, not a curated record. Gene Ontology annotation, cellular component: post-mRNA release spliceosomal complex. Lineage: Eukaryota; Viridiplantae; Streptophyta; Magnoliopsida; Asterales; Asteraceae.
UCACUUUUAUUUGUUGAUAUCAGGAUGCUGAAAGGGAUAGCCAGAAGGGCAUGCCUCAACAGCAUGCUAAAAAUAAAAUGAGAGUGCCUAGACCUGAUGAUUCUUUAUCUUGGGGGAAGCAGAAAAGUCAGAGCAUGUCAGUUAAGGAUGCUGGUGUCAUUUCUUCUGCAUUGUCCAGCUUACAAAAGUUCACCAAUGAUGGAAGUUUCUUGAAAGAAUUUAAAUCUCAGCAAGAUGAUGAUUCAUAUUCAGAUCGUGACGGGAAAGUUGCAUCUGAUGUGUCCAAAUCUGAAAAACCAUCUCGUGUAGACGAAGGACACAUAAAGCCUGCACUAAGUGCAAACCAGUUGGCUGCUAAAGUUAUGCAGCUCCGUAUGAAAGGAAAGCAUGACGAAGCUGAGAAACUUCUGAAAGAGGCAGAAGUGCAURAAGGGGAAAGCAAAGCGGGUACCAUCACAACCAAUCCACAGGGUGAUGGAACUAUGAGCAGGUAUAUCAUGCAUGGCAUAAAAGCACGUGAAAAGAUGAAAGAGGAAGAUGCUGACAUGCAUGUAGCAAGGUUAAUAGUGCAAAACAAAAAGUAUAGUAUAUCAGGUCAGGCAGAUGAUGAAUACGAUUAUGACGAGGGACCUAAAAGAAAGAAACGGGGUAAAGGUGACGAUGUUCCCAAAUCAAUGGGAUAUACCCGUUUCGAAAAACGCAUUUUAACUCAGCAAGAGCGCUGUAACUUUUGCUUUGAGAACCCUAAGAGGCCACGACAUCUUGUUAUUGCGAUUGCCAAUUUCACAUAUUUGAUGUUACCUCAGUGGAAGCCUGUUGUACCAGGCCAUUGUUGCAUAUUGCCUAUGCAGCAUGAGUUAGCAACAAGAAGCGUUGAUGAUAACGURUGGGAUGAAAUACGCAACUUCAAGAAAUGUCUUCUAAUGAUGUUUGCUAAGCAAGAGAUGGAUGUUAUAUUUCUUGAAACAGUAAUGGGGUUGGCAAAGCAGAGCAGGCAUUGUUUGGUGGAAUGCAUUCCUUUGCCUCCAGAAAUUGCAAAACAGGCUCCUCUCUAUUUUAAGAAGGCAAUAGAUGAAGCUGAAGAAGAAUGGAGCCAACAUAAUGCAAAGAAGUUAAUUGAUACAAGUGAAARGGGGUUGCGUAACUCGAUACCGAAAGACUUCCCGUACUUCCAUGUGGAGUUUGGUUUAAAGAAGGGAUAUGUUCACGUUAUCGAUGAUGAAUCCCAGUUCAAAAGCAGUUUUGGUGUUAACGUUAUAAGGGGUAUGCUCCGAUUGCCUGCAGAAGACAUGCAUCGUCGUCAAAAGCAUGAGUCUAUCGACACUCAAAAAGAAGCUGCCGCGAAUUUCGGUCGAAGUUGGGAGCCUUUUGACUGGACCAAACAACUUGAUUAGAUUUCUGUCUUCUUCCCUAGCUUUUACC